Molecule: messenger RNA, 1083 nt
Organism: Psilocybe cubensis
Lineage: Eukaryota; Fungi; Basidiomycota; Agaricomycetes; Agaricales; Agrocybaceae
Exons: 10
Coding region: 1-1083 (360 amino acids)
Biological process (GO): hydrogen peroxide catabolic process; cellular response to oxidative stress; response to reactive oxygen species
Molecular function (GO): heme binding; peroxidase activity
Source: RefSeq, a predicted model, not a curated record
AUGGCUUUCGCUCGUCUUCCCGCUAUUGUUGCUAUUGCUCUCGCAGCUGCUCAAUCUGCGUACGCUGCCGCUGCUGCAAGACCAGUAACUUGCCCAUCUGGCCACACUACUGCAAACGCCGCCUGCUGUGCUCUCUUCCCCGUUGUUGACCUCCUCCAGGACCAACUCUUCGACGGCGCCGAGUGCGGUGAAGAGGCUCACUCCGCCCUUCGUCUGUCCUUCCACGACGCUAUUGGUUUCUCCAUCCACGGUGGAAAGGGAGGAGGCGCUGACGGUUCUAUUCUCGCGUUCAACAAGACCGAAACCGCCUUCCACGCAAACGGAGGUAUCGAUGAUAUCACUGACGGUCAAUUCCCCAUCUGGCAGCAGACCUCUUUGAGCGCUGGUGACUUCGUCCACCUCGCUGCCGCUGUCGGUACCGCCAACUGCCCUGGUGCUCCUCGCCUAAAGUUCAUGUUCGGCCGCCCAGCCCCCAAGGCCCCUGCCCCCGAUCUCACCAUCCCUGAGCCUACCGACAGCGUCACGAGCAUCUUGGCUCGCUUUGCCGAUGCCGGCUUCUCCCCCAAGGAGGCCAUCGCCCUCCUCGCAUCCCACACUGUCGCUGCAGCCGAUGUUGUCGAUGUCACCAUUCCCGGAACCCCCUUCGACUCCACCCCGUUCACUUUCGACUCGCAAGUCUUCCUUGAGGUUCUGCUCAAGGGCAAAGCCUUCCCCGGUAACGGCUCGCAACCCGGUGAAGUCCUUUCCCCCUUGGCCGGAGAGAUGCGUCUCCAGAGUGACUUCGUCCUCUCUCAAGACCCCAGGACCGCCUGCUUCUGGCAAGAGAUGAUCGACAACCAGGACUUCAUGAUGUCGCAGUUCAAGGAUGCCAUGGCUAAGCUCCAGGUUCUCGGCCAGGACACCCGCAAGCUCGUCGACUGCUCUGAUGUCGUCCCCGUUCCCAAGCCCUUCACUCAGAAGAUCAAGUUCCCCGCCUCCUUCUCCAAGAAGGACGUCCAGAUCGCCUGCCACGCUCUUCCCUUCCCCAACAUUGCCACUGUUGCCGGACCCGCCCCCACCAUCCCCCCUGUCCCCGGCUCUUAA